Saprolegnia parasitica CBS 223.65 is the source of this 1648-nucleotide messenger RNA. RefSeq lists its product as hypothetical. The coding region runs from base 22 to 1620 and encodes 532 amino acids. The transcript has 4 exons. The record is from RefSeq and is a predicted model, not a curated record. Gene Ontology annotation, molecular function: ferric iron binding; acid phosphatase activity; ferrous iron binding. Lineage: Eukaryota; Oomycota; Saprolegniomycetes; Saprolegniales; Saprolegniaceae.
GCCUUCGGUGCGCACUCGGGCAUGGCGUCGCCUUCGUACCUCGGAGACUUGCCUGCGAACGACCACGUCGCGGUCCUCGAUACGCCGACGUCGGCGCCGCCGCAGCGGAAGCGGAAAUGGCUCGUCUUUGGUGUGCUCGGCCUCGUGGUUGUCGGUGGUGCGAUUGCAACGACCUUUGCUGUGCUCUACUCCAAGUCGCCGUCGUCGUCACCACCGGCGACGGCGUCGGACGCUGCGAUCGGCGCGACGAACGACACGACCUUGCCGAGUGUCGACGGUGAGGACUUGCGCAAGACGCCGGCGGUGACCACCGUCGACGUCAACCCCAAGAGCGACCCGGAGAAGGCGACCAUGGCCUUUACGAUGCUCGCGAUUGGCGACUGGGGCAGCACGACGGGCAAGGUCAGCGGCUCCAACGAGAACGCCGGCAGCUGCUGCGUCUUGUACAGCGACCGCGUCAACCCGAGCGAAGACCGGUUCAAAGUGGACUUUUGGUCCCAGAAGCACGUGGCCAUGCUGCUCGGCAAGUCGGCGAACGAGCUCAAGCCCGUUCGGAUCCUUGGCCAUGGUGACAACAUGUACUGGAACGGCGUCGGCUCCAAGGACGUGACGUACCGGUUCACCGAGACCUUUGAAAACGUCUACAACCAGCCGUCGCUCAAGGGCGUCAAGUGGCUCAAUGUCGCGGGCAACCACGACAUUGGCGGCUCGAGCUUUGUCUGCGGCGACAAGGACAACGAGUUUCGCGAGUGCACGAGCACGGCCGAGCUCUUGGCGUCGCUCGACGAGCGCUUCUCGCUGCAGCAAAAAUACGUGAGCCCCGACCAGCAACGCUGGGUUCUCAAGGACCACUACUACGUCGAGUCGUUCGAGAAGGACGGCGUCUCGGUCGACAUCUUCAACAUUGACACCAACCACGCCGACAGCCACGGCGCGCGCCAAGUGUGCUGCCAGUGCUUCGGCUACUCGAUGAAGCUCAAGCUGCCGAGCAAGACGUGCGAUAGCGUGCUGCCUGGCGAUGCGCGCUGCGCGGGCGGCAACGCCGACAUGUACAAGGCGUGCAUGGACAAGAUCGAGGCGUGGGCGCAGGACUCGUACACGCAGGCGGCGCGGGACCUCAAGGCGUCGACCGCCACCUUCAAGAUCAUCAACACGCACUACUCGCCGCACUACCACAUGGGCGAGCCCAAGAUGAAGGCGUGGUACAAGCUCUGCAAGGACUACGGCGUCAACGCGUGGUUCAACGGCCACACGCACGGCUUCAACCACGACAUUGCAAACUGGGGCACGCACUUUUUUGAAAACGGCGGCGGCGGCGGCAUCUACACCAAGUCGGCCAACGGCGCGACGACCGACUACGUCAAGAGUCAAUGGAUGGCCGGUGGCUUCCCGUACGGCUUUAUGGAGCUCAGCUUCUCGGCCGACUGGCUCAAGGUCCAGUUUGCAACGUUUGACCAAGCGUGGCAGUUUGGCGGUAACGCACUCGAAAGCACGACGCAAGGCGGUGUCCGGCGCGGCCACUGCUGGUUCGUUCCGCACGCCAAGGCAGCGGCGCUCGGUGCGACCGGAGUCGAAUGCAAGUCCUCGGUCAACGGCGCGAUCGGUGCACCGCUCACCUAAGACGACGUUAUCGUAUUUUAUGCUUGGU